Messenger RNA from Spathaspora passalidarum NRRL Y-27907, 920 nucleotides. RefSeq lists its product as uncharacterized. The transcript has a single exon. NCBI's taxonomy places the organism in Eukaryota, Fungi, Ascomycota, Pichiomycetes, Serinales, Debaryomycetaceae. The record is from RefSeq and is a predicted model, not a curated record. Bases 1 to 789 code for a protein of 262 amino acids.
AUGCAGCACAAUCAUUAUAAACGAUAUACGGGCCCCGGUGCUACCAGUGAAGAUGUGGAAGAGUUUGAAUUUGAACAGGAGGACUAUGAACAACUUUUUAACAAGUAUAAAUUGGAUUUGAUAAAAAGUUUGAAGAAAACUUCUCUUGCUGAUUGUAAGGUGUUGAUGGAUAGAUUGGAUGAGUUGGAAUUGAAACUUAUAGAUGUUGUUGAUAAGGAUGAUAGUAGUGAAACUGAAACACAUUUCAGCUUCACAUAUGGUGAUGAGUCCAAUUUUGUUGUCAAAGAAACAAGUCCUGGGUUUAACUCGAAUUCAACUGAUGCUACGAUAAAUUCCACUAAUUCUUCUUCUGGUAAUGAAAGUACCGUUGCUACUACACCUAUUUCAACUACGGACUCCAAGCAUAUGACGUGGAAGAUGUGGUUAAAAUCUUUUGGUGAAUACCAAACAUAUUCUUCUACACUUAGAGGUUUUCCCAUGCAUGAACUUGAUAUUGAUGGUUGCCCAUUUAAUUUAACAAAUAAAGAUUAUUGUGAAGACCAAUCAAACACAAUGAAUGAAAUUCCUCUCUCUACGAGAUCAAAGUUAAAGGCUUGGUUGUUUAACGGUUAUAAGGUUCGGUCAGGCUCUUCUAAUUCGGUUGAUUCAAGUGAAGUUAUUGAAUUCAAUUUUGGGCUAGAUGAUGAGGAAAGUAUCAUACCAAAAGGGAUUCCUAGCACUACCUCUACUGAUAAACCCGAAAGUUCUACUUGGUAUGAAUGGUUGCGAGAUUAUACUUUGAGAUCUUAAGUCUCAUAGAUUUGAUGUAAUGUAACUUCAUCUGGUGUAUAUUAUUUUGGUUAAUGGUUUAUCCGCUCUGUUUUUUUUCUUUCUUGUUUAGAUUGGUAAUACGGGUGCUUGAAUAAGGAUCUGCUAGUUCU